AUUAAACUUAAAUAAGCUCGGCCACAGCAGAUCAGCACUCCUCAAUUCUCUCUUAACCCUAAAACCCUAGUAUAAAUUUCACAAUCAACGCCGCUCUCUCUUCCUUCUUUAACCCAGAACAAACUUACACAUCCAUAGCUAGGGUUUCUCUGCAAUGGGUAAGGGAACAGGAAGUUUUGGAAAGAGAAGGAACAAGACACACACACUCUGUGUCAGGUGUGGCCGCCGUAGCUUCCACCUCCAGAAGAGCCGUUGUUCCGCUUGUGCUUAUCCUGCUGCUCGCAAGAGAAGUUACAAUUGGAGUGUGAAGGCCAUUCGAAGAAAGACAACUGGAACUGGUAGGAUGAGGUACCUCCGCCACCUGCCUCGGAGGUUCAAGAGUGGUUUUAGAGAAGGUACUGAAGCAGCACCAAGGAAGAAGGGAGCAGCAGGAGCAUCUGCAUAAGGUGUGAAAGACUUAUUUUGGGCAAAAUUUGGUUACCCUGUUAUAGAUUUAGUCAGCAAUUAUGUGCUGGGCCAAGUUUUAUGAGGAAACUAUGGAUGGUAUUCACUUUUGGUGUUAUUUAAUCAAUUUUACUUUUCAUUGAUAUGUAGUUUUGAUUUUGAAAUGAAGGGUUUUCGGAUUAGAAUUGUUUGACCAUUAA
Messenger RNA from Ricinus communis (castor bean), 644 nucleotides. Its product is annotated as 60S ribosomal protein L37-3. The record is from RefSeq and is a predicted model, not a curated record. Gene Ontology annotation, molecular function: RNA binding; structural constituent of ribosome. The transcript is spliced from 4 exons. Gene Ontology annotation, cellular component: cytosolic large ribosomal subunit; ribosome. Gene Ontology annotation, biological process: translation. Bases 155 to 445 code for a protein of 96 amino acids. Lineage: Eukaryota; Viridiplantae; Streptophyta; Magnoliopsida; Malpighiales; Euphorbiaceae.